Triticum aestivum (bread wheat) is the source of this 3109-nucleotide messenger RNA. RefSeq lists its product as uncharacterized. Gene Ontology annotation, cellular component: RNA polymerase I transcription regulator complex. The transcript is spliced from 9 exons. The record is from RefSeq and is a predicted model, not a curated record. Gene Ontology annotation, biological process: transcription by RNA polymerase I. NCBI's taxonomy places the organism in Eukaryota, Viridiplantae, Streptophyta, Magnoliopsida, Poales, Poaceae. Bases 354 to 2582 code for a protein of 742 amino acids.
ACGCGUGCGGUCGGCCCGCCCCUAUUGUUACCCUCGUCUUAACCCUAGCGCCACCGCCGCCGUCCCGCCCCCGUCAGGUUGUCUCGCAGCCGCGCCGCCUCCUUUCUCUCAUCUCGGCAAUCGACCCGCCGUCUCCCCGUCGUUCCCGGCUGCCUCCAUCUGCACCUGGUGUGCCCAACGGGGCCAAGCUCCUCGCGAGAAGCUAGCGCGCGGAGUGCGGCGCUGGAGCCACAGAGUGCACCAAGCCGUGUGGCUUCCCAACAGGGCGUCUCCGCUCCUCCCGGCCGCGCUCGCGUCUCUCCUCCCCGCACAGCUCACCUUGCGGCCGUCGCGGUGAGCCUCCGCCUCAUGCUAUGGCGCGGCUGCCGCUGUCGCCAUCUCCACCGGCUUUCACCCCCGUCAAGGAAGAGCCCGACGUCGACACCACCACCGCCGCCGCUCGCACUACGCGCCCACCGCCCCGCAAGAAGCGCCGCCGGGACCACCUUCCGGUAACCCCAACCCAGCCGCUGCUCACGCCCCAAACUAUUCUGUCCGGGAUUUCGAAAGCCGAUUCCUUCCAUGUCAAGCGGUGCGGGGAGCUGGAGGACCUAACGCCGACGACAGCGCCCGCCUCCAUAAAGAGCGAGCCUGACGCUGACGACGGGACUGGCAAGGAUGCAGGAGGGGAAACAUUGGGCGCACCACCGCACAAGAAGCGCGGCCGUCACUCCCUGCCGGCAACCCCAAUCCAUCCCCUUUUCACGCCCCAAGCUACCCUGCCGGGCAUUUCAAGGGCCGAUUCCUCGGUGGAGCAGCCUAGCGCAACGCCAACUGGCACCGUCAAGGGCGAGCUUGAUGCAGACACUGGAAAGGAUGCGGGAGGGAAGGUGGUCCGGAGACGACGACCCUACCCCCAGAGGCCCAUUACAGAUCAAGGCCCGACCAUGUGGGCCAAUCGUGGACGCCUCGGCCGUCUCCUCCACAAUCUAGUUUGCACGCACCAAUGGCGAGAUGCCGCUGGGGUCUUCUCCGUGCUCCUACCUGGCAUCCAGCGCCCCGACUCCUUCGAGGAGGCCCGCAGCAUUUUAGUGGAUGCGAUGGAUAUUCAUAGACGCCUUGCUCAGGACAGCGGUGGCAGGAGAACCUACUACCACAGGACACAGAAGGUUUUUGAUGUUUGGAUACAACGGCUAAUGUGGUUGCCUACUUGUGCAAAAAAACACAUGGUUAAACUCGAAUUGGCUCUAUUUUAUAUUUCACAAGGCAAGAUCGAUGAUGCACACAAUGCAACAAGAGUCCUCAUCGCGAAGGACGGACUAAAGAUGGAACCAACUCUAAAUCUGAUACAUGGCUUGAUAUCAUAUGAUAAAUGGUACUCUGGUUUGCCCAAAGACAUGCAACUUGAGAGAUUUGAUGUGUACAAUGAAUCAUGCAAAAUUUCUGUGUCAUCAAAUGCCUGUGGAGAAAAUGGUCUCCAGGAUAGUUCAGAUGACAAUUGCAGCAUUGAUGUUGAUGAUGCUAGUUUUCCUGCUUGCUCUUCAGAAAGUUCUAUCAAUAAUGGGAAUAUAGACAAAAAAUGCAAGAUUACCAAGAAAUCUCAUUUUGUUUAUCCUGUUAAGGAAAAUGAUUCAGUAGAUUCACAAGUGAAAGGAGUGGUUUCUGCAGAUUUUCGAAGCGUAUUUUUAGUUACCUCUGAUGCCCUUACCUGUGGAUUGGAACAAACCUUGUUGCCGCUACGUCUAAAGCAUGCUGCUGGGACUUCAAGUGAUUGCUUUGAUUCGUACUGGAAGUACAAGUCAACACCUAAUACCUUCUACGCAGAUGCAGAAAGAUGUCUAAAAGUGGCUCUUCAUUCGUCACCACCAGUAAUGGCAGCCUUAUUGCCAUUAAUACAGAUCCUGCUGCUUGGUGAUAAACUGAAAGAUGCACUUUGUGAACUUGAGAAGACCUGCCGCAGUUCUACUACAGCGCUUCCUUUCAGAUUGCGAGGCAGGCUGCUAGAGUAUUUUGACCAAAAUCAAGUAUCAACUAUAUCUUCUUGCUAUGAGGAAGCUUUGCAGAGAGAUCCUACAUGUAGCUACUCGGUUGAGAGGCUAACUGAAAUGCACAGAAAAGGAUAUUAUAAUACCGCCCGACUACUUGAGAGAAUUGCUUUGCAUCUAGACUCUGUGAACGGGAAGCCUUUGAUCUGGGAGGAGCUUGUAUCAUGCUUCCUUCGGCUUUUUUCUGAUCGUACUACUGACUACGAGGAUCGUAUUUCAUGUAAUGUUGAAGGAGAUGCAUCGAUUGAUGCUUUUAGUAGUCUUUCUUCAGUCUUCUUUGAGCAACGUACAAGGGAAUCAUGGAAGCUCCGAUGCAAAUGGUGGAUGAACCGUCAUUUCAGCCAAAACAUCUAUAUGUCAGAAACCGCGAAAGGUGAUUGCAAGCUCCUCGCUUCCAAGGCAUCUUGUGCUUGUCACAUGCUUGGGCCCAGAUUCCCAUAUGUCAAAGCAGCUAAGAGCUAUCUUUCCAAGCAAGAGGCAAAGGAUGAAUCCAGAUUCCUCUCCAGGAACACGGAAAAUUCUGUCAAGUUAUUACAAAGUUUGGAGAAACUAACGUGAUGGCUCUGUUUAGUUUAAUCUUUUCUUUUUGAUAGGGUAGUUUACAAAGUUUUCUGGCUAGUUUGUCUCCUCCACCGCCAUGUUGUUAGUUCCGCAGCCAGGGCACAUGUAGCGCUUCUGCAGCUCCUCAGUGAGUGAAUUGUGCACAUUCUCCAGUUCGGCCAUGCGCUUGCGUCGAGUCAAGGAAAAGCUUCGGCGAACACACACGGAGGAAGAAGCAGCAGGAACAUAUGUAUAUAUAAAUAUAGUAGUUGCGCAAACGAAGUGAUUUCUGGACAGCUGAAAAGGAUAUCCUCCGAGCUCCUGCAACUUCGUCGUCUCUUUCAUCACAGCCUCCACAAGAGCAACUAUUAUAUUUCUUUGCAGAGGGAGUACUACUAUAUUCUUGUUAAAAUUAUGAGAAGCGCUAUAACUUGGAACUAGUUCUCUCUCCAACAAUGCUGCAGUGCCUCAGUACCUGCAUGUUACCCCCGACCGGUUGGAAUUAUGAUGGUCCUACUGUUUUAUCAUACAAAUGUCUUUGGAAA